This is a messenger RNA of Heterostelium album PN500, 267 nucleotides long. RefSeq lists its product as uncharacterized. The transcript has 3 exons. The record is from RefSeq and is a predicted model, not a curated record. Lineage: Eukaryota; Evosea; Eumycetozoa; Acytosteliales; Acytosteliaceae. Bases 1 to 267 code for a protein of 88 amino acids.
AUGUUAAUCAAAUCCUUAACCUCACUCGGAAAUGUUGGAAACACUUCAUCAAUGACCAAGAGCUUUGGAUCAUCAAGUGGAAGUCUUUCUGGUCAAUCAUCAAACAGCACCGCUUGUUGUGGUAGUGGUGGAAUCAAUGUUGGUGUUGAUGUUGAUGUCAAUCUUGGUUGUGUUGUUGGUGUUGUUGGAGGUGUAGUUGGAGGUGUUCUUGGUCUUGUUGGUGGUCUUCUCGGUGGUGGUGGUAGAUUGGUUGAAAGAGGUAUUUAA